Molecule: messenger RNA, 1280 nt
Organism: Cannabis sativa
Lineage: Eukaryota; Viridiplantae; Streptophyta; Magnoliopsida; Rosales; Cannabaceae
Product: eukaryotic initiation factor 4A-III homolog A-like
Exons: 8
Coding region: 1-837 (278 amino acids)
Cellular component (GO): nucleolus; catalytic step 2 spliceosome
Molecular function (GO): RNA helicase activity; ATP binding; mRNA binding
Source: RefSeq, a predicted model, not a curated record
AUGAUAUUAAGGACGAUUUGCUUAGAGGAAUCUACGGGAAAGGGUCUUGAAGCUGAAGGAAAUCGCGAGUACAAACAGGAUGUGUGGACUCGAAUUUGGUUUACUUUUCCUUUUAGGGUUCAGGCGUUGAUUUUGUCACCGACAAGGGAAUUGGCAUCUCAAACUGAGAAAGUAAUACUGGCAAUUGGUAGUUUCAUUAAUAUCCAAGCCCAUUCGUGCAUUGGUGGAAAAAGUGUUGGUGAGGAUAUUAGGCAACUAGAAUACGGAGUUCAUGUAGUGUCUGGAACUCCUGGAAGAGUAUGUGACAUGAUAAAGAGGAGGACACUGCGCACCAGAGCCAUUAAAUUAUUAAUUCUUGAUGAAUCUGAUGAAAUGUUGAGCAGAGGGUUCAAGGAUCAGAUUUAUGAUGUGUACCGUUAUCUUCCUCCAGAACUUCAGGUCUGCUUGAUUUCUGCUACCCUCCCACAUGAGAUCCUUGAGAUGACAAGCAAGUUUAUGACUGACCCUGUGAGGAUUCUCGUUAAACGUGAUGAAUUGACAUUGGAGGGUAUCAAACAAUUUUUUGUAGCUGUUGAAAGGGAAGAGUGGAAAUUCGAUACUCUAUGUGAUCUUUACGAUAGGAUUUUUUUCUUUCAGGUUUCCUUGGUGAUCAAUUAUGACCUUCCCAACAAUCGAGAGCUCUACAUUCAUCGCAUUGGUCGUUCUGGUCGGUUUGGACGCAAGGGUGUUGCAAUCAACUUCGUUAAAAGCGAUGAUAUUAAGAUUUUGAGAGACAUUGAACAGUACUAUAGUACUCAGAUUGACGAAAUGCCGAUGAAUGUUGCUGAUCUAAUAUGAGACAUGCUUGGCAAUAUUGUGUGCGUGUGCGAGUGAAUUGGUUUCUUGUGAUUUGGAUGAGGGAUCUUGUGUGCAGUACUUGCAACUGUUUAUUUUUUCGAUAUUAUGAGAUGGCAUCAUCCACUGUAGGAGUUAAACUGAGAAAAAGAAGAAAACAAAACUCUAUUAAUUUUUUUGUUCUUGUUUUUGCCUUUUAAUGCUGACCGAAAAAUUAGAAUAGAUUAUCUUUGUUGAUAAGAUUUUGUGUUCCAUCCAUGGCUGUAUUUAAUUCUGACUUUUUUUUCUUAAAAAAAAAAAAAAACCUUGUAUUAUGACCAGUCUGGACUGUACUAUUAACGUUUUGAAAUGUUUUUGUGAUUGAGGAAUUUUUCAUAAUGUCCUCUAUUAGUGUGGAUGGUGUGUUAAUUUAAGGUUAAUACAAAUUCUUAAUUUUGUGUUGGUCA